GUGACGUUACGGAGGAGAGGAAUGCUUCCGGGGAACCAGUCAGACUUGGCUCAUACACCUUUAAAUGUCUGUCAAAAUCAGCAAGAGCCACCUACAAACAUCUCAUCUGGCCAGCUUGGUGUUGAAGUUGUACCCCUAUGUCUUCUGUUUGUACUUGGCUAGAAUUUCUCCUGCAAGACAAUAGUCCUGUUCCUGACUGAACUACCAAGAAUGGACAUGAGCAAAAAAGUGAUGACUGAGAAGAUAUUAAAUCUCACCCUGGAGAUCAUCUACCUGCUGACUGGCGAGAGUUGCAAUGUAGUGAAGAAGAAAUCUGGUGAAUGUGUGAUCCCUGGUGUAUCAGUAGUAUGGAAUAGGACCCAGAGCCCCACCAUGAAGUCUCCACCUCUCCCGCUGAUACCUGAGAGAAACAAUGACCAGAAGAUCCUAGAACUUGCCAACACGAUCAUUGAGCUGCUGACUGGAGAGGUUCCUAUAAGAUGUCAGGAUGUCUCUGUCCAUUUCUCCAUGGAGGAGUGGGAGUAUUUGGAAGGACACAAGGAUCUGUACAAGGACUUAAUGAUGGAGGACCACCAGCCAUUCACUUCACCAGGCAAAGGUUUUACUGACGAAAACUAUGGCAUUAUUCACCCCUCACCCACCCCCGGGUGUUUAUCUCCUACAGAUAAAUCCAGUGAGAGAAAUCCACCAGAAUGCUGUAUCAGUCCUCUGUAUUCCCAGGAUUGUCCAGAGGAAGAUGAGAAUGUCCCACAGGAUGAUCAGGUUGAAGAUCUCUUUGAUAUGAAAGUUGAAGUUAUGGAUGAAGAUGAAGAGAUGUAUGAGAUGGGUGAUCAGCAGUUUAAGGAGGAGAGAAUCCCUAUAGGAAUCAACCCAGAUGGCAACAGCAAAGGAAGUCUUUCACUUCCCAAUUAUGAAUUUGGAGAAAAUGAUUAUACACAAAAUUCUUCAGGAAAAGAUCACAUGUCACAAAUUAUUUAUCGAAAUCACAGCCAAGAUCUGUCAUCUCAUGCCUCAUAUCAAGAUCAUCUUUCUCCUCAUAAAUCACAAAUCAUUGCUAAACAUAGAGAGUGUGAAUUAUUUCCUUUUUCAGAGCACAGGGAACGUUUUACACAAGAAGUGAAUCUUCAAAAUGAUCAGAAGACCCACAUGGACAUCAAUGAACAUCCAUCUUCGAAAUGUAUGAAAUGUUUUACCCAGAAUGGUAGUCUGUGUACUCAUCUGAUGAUUCAUAAAGGCUUGAAGAAGUUUUCAUGUUCACUUUGUGGGAAGUUUUUUACCCGAAAAUCAUAUCUUGUUCAUCAUCAGAGAAUUCACAUGGGGGCGAGGCCUUUCCCAUGUUCAGAAUGUGGGAAACGUUUUACACAGAAAUCCGUUCUAGUUCAACAUCAGAGAAUUCACACAGGGGAGAAGCCAUUUUCCUGUUCGGAAUGUGGCAAAUGUUUUACCAUCAAAUCAAGUCUUGCUGAACAUCAGAAAAUUCACACAGGAGAGAGGCUGUAUUCCUGUUCAGAUUGUGAGAAAUGUUUUUCCAAGAAAUCAGAUCUUGUUAAACAUCAGAGGUUUCACACAGGGGAGAAGCCUUUUUCGUGUUUGGAAUGUGGAAGAUGUUUUGCAAAUAAGUCAAAUCUUGCUGCACAUAUGAGGAGUCACACUGGGGAAAGGCCAUUCUUAUGUUCGGUAUGUGGCAAGUGUUUUACCAAGAAAUCAAUUCUUGUUAAACAUCAGAGAUUACACACAGAAGGAAGGCAAUUUUCUUGUCCAGAGUGCGGGACAAUUUUUACAAAGAAAGCUGAUUUUGUUAGACAUCAGAGAACCCACACAGAGGUGAAGCUGUUUACGUGUUUGGAAUGUGGGAAAAGUUUCACUCGAAAAUCUGUUCUUGUUCAGCAUCAGAAAAUUCACACAGGAGAGAGGCCGUUUUCAUGUUCAGAAUGUGGGAAAUGUUUUACCCAAAAAUCUGAUCUUGCCGACCAUCAGAGAAUCCACACAGGAGAGAAGCCAUUUUCUUGUCUGGAAUGCGGAAAAUGUUUUACUAAGCGAACAAGUUUGGCUCAGCAUCAGAAAACUCAUACAGGAGAGAAGCCAUUUUCAUGUUCAAUUUGUGGGAACUGUUUUACCCAGAAAUCUUAUCUUAUUAGACAUCAGAAAAUUCACACAGGGGAGAAGCCAUUUUCAUGCUCGGAAUGUGGGAAAGGAUUUACCCGGAAAUCAAGUCUCAUAGCACAUCUAAAGGUGCACACUGGGGAGGAUCCAGCUCUUGUUGACCGUCAAAUAAUUCAGAUAGAGGAGAAGUCGUUUUUUGAUCAAACUCUGGGAGAUGUAAAUGCUAGUUCAAUCUCUUUUCUACCUAAGAUCUUCAACAGUGCAGACUCUUGAUGUCUCUAGUAAUGUUUUUCCAACAGUUUUUAUUUUAUUUUUUUUAUUCUGUAAAAUAAUCCCUUUUUUGCUUGUAUUGUAUUUAUGAAAAAGUUUUCUAUGGCCAGUGGACAAGGUUUUGGAUAUGUAAUUAUGUCAUACAAAUUGUAUUACUAUACAUAACUAUGGUGUGGGAUGGUGAUAAUAACAAUAUUCAUUUUUAUAUGAAAGAAUCUGGUCCGCACAGUACUUAAUACAAGACCACUUUCACAUGGUCAGUAUUUAGCAUUUGUAUUUGUAAGUCAAAACCAGGAGUGGGUCCAAAACACAGAAGAGGCACAGAUUGUUCCGUUAUACUUUUUCUCUAUAUGUCCUACUUUUUGAUUGGCUUACAUUGAUGCAAAAAUACUGACUAUGAAAGUGGCCUGAGUUAUAUGAUCAUCUACUUACACCAUAAAACAGGUACAGAGGAAGAUAACUGAUAAAUAUACAAGGUAAUACAUUAAAGGGGUGUUCUAGCUAAACAAAAAUAUUUGACAGCAGGCUCGGGGGGGGGGGGGGGAAGGAGGGCUUAAGGCAAUCCCCCCACCCCUUCUUCCAUUC
This is a messenger RNA of Bufo gargarizans (Asiatic toad), 2958 nucleotides long. Its product is annotated as oocyte zinc finger protein XlCOF6-like. Gene Ontology annotation, biological process: regulation of transcription by RNA polymerase II. Gene Ontology annotation, molecular function: DNA-binding transcription factor activity; RNA polymerase II cis-regulatory region sequence-specific DNA binding. The record is from RefSeq and is a predicted model, not a curated record. The transcript is spliced from 8 exons. Lineage: Eukaryota; Metazoa; Chordata; Amphibia; Anura; Bufonidae. Bases 211 to 2376 code for a protein of 721 amino acids.